UUUCUCUUCUCUGUAUCCUGCUCGGCAUCAGAGGACUCUGAACUCUCAAGCCUGUACAAUGGCCUUCCCAGCCCGAUCACGCCCGUGCACCAUCCCAGAGAAUGAAGAAAUUCCCCGGACAGUCCUUAACUGUGUCGUCGAGGCUAAUGGGAAUGAAGAUGAGAGGGCUGUGUCCAAGCUGCAGCGCAGGCACAGUGAUGUAAAAGUCUACAAGGAAUUUUGUGAUUUUUAUGCAAAAUUCAACAUGGCCAAUGCCUUGGCCAGUGCCACGUGUGAGCGCUGCAAGGGAGGCUUUGCACCUGCUGAGAAGAUUGUGAACAGUAAUGGUGAGCUGUACCAUGAGCAGUGCUUUGUGUGUGCCCAGUGCUUUCAGCAGUUCCCAGAAGGACUCUUCUAUGAGUUUGAAGGAAGGAAGUACUGUGAGCAUGAUUUCCAGAUGCUCUUUGCUCCCUGCUGCCACCAGUGUGGUGAAUUCAUCAUUGGUCGGGUUAUUAAAGCCAUGAACAACAGCUGGCAUCCUGAGUGCUUUCGAUGUGACCUCUGCCAGGAAGUGCUGGCAGACAUAGGGUUUGUCAAGAAUGCUGGCAGACACCUGUGUCGUCCAUGCCAUAACCGUGAAAAGGCCAGAGGCCUUGGAAAAUACAUUUGCCAGAAAUGUCAUGCCAUCAUUGAUGAACAACCUCUGAUCUUCAAGAAUGACCCUUACCAUCCAGACCACUUCAACUGUGCCAACUGCGGGAAGGAGCUGACUGCUGAUGCCCGGGAGCUGAAAGGAGAGCUGUACUGUCUGCCAUGUCAUGAUAAGAUGGGGGUCCCUAUCUGUGGCGCCUGUCGGAGGCCCAUUGAAGGGCGAGUAGUGAAUGCCAUGGGCAAGCAAUGGCAUGUGGAGCAUUUUGUUUGUGCCAAAUGUGAAAAGCCAUUUCUUGGACAUCGCCAUUAUGAGAGGAAGGGCUUGGCCUAUUGCGAAACUCACUAUAAUCAGCUAUUUGGUGAUGUUUGUUUCCACUGCAACCGCGUCAUAGAAGGUGAUGUGGUCUCUGCGCUCAACAAGGCCUGGUGUGUGAGCUGCUUUGCCUGUUCCACCUGCAAUACCAAACUGACGCUCAAGGAUAAGUUUGUUGAAAUUGAUCUAAAGCCAGUCUGCAAAUACUGUUAUGAGAAAAUGCCAGAAGAGUUUAAGAGGCGACUUGCCAAACGGGAGAGAGAAGCAAAGGAUAAGGACAAGCAGAGAAAGAGAAAGCCAGUGUGUCUGUAAACGUUCUGUCCCUUCUACGUCAUUCUCAUUGCUUCUCCUGUGGAAUAAAUUUGUGGAGUUUGACAUGAAACCAGUCUGCAAGAAGUGCUAUGAGAAAUUUCCACUGGAGCUGAAGAAAAGACUUAAGAAACUAGCUGAGACCUUAGGAAGGAAGUAACUUCUGGUUUAACCAAUAUUACUUAGCUUGAUCCACCCUUACCUAAAGAUGCAUCAAAGCAUUAGAGAGAUUUUUUUUUUCAUUUUCCUUUUCUGAUUUAAAAAGAAAAAAAUGUUUAUUCCCAUGUAAAACACAGAUGAAAUCAGGACUUUAGCCUUAGCAGUCUGUGGACAUUAAAUGCUAUAUAGCGGGAUAAAAAAAGAAAAAGAAAAAAGAAAACAUGUUAAAGGAUAAUUUUAAUUAAUCCCUGUCCUCCAAAUAAAUUUAACUCUUCAAAAUUAAAGCACUGUGCUCCACGAGCCAAGGCUGGGCCCGUGUGGAGAGAGCUCCCUCCCACGAGCUGUCCUCUCACCUCCACAGUCACCCGAGUGCCAGGCCAGCCGUGCCGAGCCUUGUUUCCAGGAACGAAAAGUGGCUGUGCACGUCAUGGUCCCUGUGUGCUAGUGCCUGUGCUUCAUACAUAAUCUGACUUGCCUCGCCUUAGAAAACUGCAUCCCCUAAUCAGGAACGCCAGAUGUUUCAUAUAAUACCAAAUAAAAAUAAAUACUUUGACUAAGAUUUAUAAAGAGUCAGCUUUUACAUGGCUCAGAUUUUAAAAGACUCCAAACUUUGCUUUCUCAAAAAAAAAAAAAAA
This is a messenger RNA of Microtus ochrogaster (prairie vole), 2046 nucleotides long. RefSeq names its product LIM zinc finger domain containing 1 (gene Lims1). Gene Ontology annotation, cellular component: cytoplasm; cell-cell junction; focal adhesion. Gene Ontology annotation, biological process: cell-cell junction organization; cell-cell adhesion; positive regulation of integrin-mediated signaling pathway. The record is from RefSeq and is a predicted model, not a curated record. Lineage: Eukaryota; Metazoa; Chordata; Mammalia; Rodentia; Cricetidae.